AUGACUUCAGACUCGACAAAAACAACUAUAAAACCAGAAAAGACUGUAUGCGUCUUUUGCGGAUCAAGUUUUGGAAGCAAACCCAAGUUUGCUGAAGAUGCGGCCAAGUUGGGAAAGGUCUUAGCUGAUAAAAACUGGGGAUUGGUUUACGGAGGAGGAUCUACUGGUCUCAUGGGAGCGGUUGCUGAAGGAUGUGCUACUAAUGGAGGAUACGUACAUGGAGUUAUUCCGGAAGCAUUGAUUUCUAGAGAAAGAACCAAGGAGACAAGCGAAGAAGUGAACGAUAAGUUAAAAUCUUCUAUUGAUAACCACAACGGAUCAACUCCAAUCCCAGACUCAGAAAAAUAUGGACACACUACUUUAGUUAAAGACAUGCAUACUAGAAAAAGAUUAAUGGGUAAAGAAGCAGACGCAUUUGUUGCGCUUCCCGGUGGAUACGGAACUUUAGAGGAGUUGAUGGAGAUGGUUACGUGGUUCCAAUUAAACAUCCAUAACAAGCCUAUUGUUGUGUAUAACAUGGAUGGUUUCUACGAUAACUUUUUGACGUUUAUCCAGGACUCCAUUGAUUCGCAGUUUGUAUCUGUUAAGAAUGGCGAAAUCAUGAAGGUGGCCACCACCGCCGACGAAGUCGUGGAAGCGAUUGAGAACUACGUGAUUCCUGAGGGUAGAUUCGAUUUGAAGUGGGAAGAUAUUUAG
This is a messenger RNA of Debaryomyces hansenii CBS767, 696 nucleotides long. RefSeq lists its product as uncharacterized. Gene Ontology annotation, biological process: cytokinin biosynthetic process. Bases 1 to 696 code for a protein of 231 amino acids. The record is from RefSeq and is a predicted model, not a curated record. The transcript has a single exon. Gene Ontology annotation, molecular function: hydrolase activity, hydrolyzing N-glycosyl compounds. Lineage: Eukaryota; Fungi; Ascomycota; Pichiomycetes; Serinales; Debaryomycetaceae. Gene Ontology annotation, cellular component: cytosol.